This is a messenger RNA of Anguilla anguilla (European eel), 2058 nucleotides long. RefSeq names its product phosphoglucomutase 2 (gene pgm2). Gene Ontology annotation, biological process: carbohydrate metabolic process; purine ribonucleoside salvage. Bases 165 to 1994 code for a protein of 609 amino acids. The record is from RefSeq and is a predicted model, not a curated record. Lineage: Eukaryota; Metazoa; Chordata; Actinopteri; Anguilliformes; Anguillidae. The transcript is spliced from 13 exons. Gene Ontology annotation, molecular function: magnesium ion binding; phosphopentomutase activity.
UGAUGUAGGAAGUAACCUCGCGGGCGCCACGCCCAUGGGCUCAUUCAUCUCUGACCCGGGAGAGCGCGCUGGUUGUAGGUGUUCUGUAUGGACUGACCUGUUCUGUAGCUGCAGUAUUACUCGUUACCAAAAGGUGCUGUCAACGCAAACAAAGGGAAGAAAACAUGGACAAUGACAUCGCGACAGGGGACGUCAAAUUAAACCAUGCCAUCAAACAGUGGCUGCAGUUCGACAAGAACCCCAAGACGCUGGCGGCCGUGCGGGCGAUGCUGAAGGGGGGGUCGGUGGAGGAGCUGCGGCGCUGUUUUGGGGCGCGGAUGGAGUUUGGGACGGCAGGACUGCGGGCCGCCAUGGGGCCCGGGAUCUCCUGCAUGAACGACCUGACCAUCAUCCAGACCACACAGGGGCUGUGCCGGUACCUGGAGCAGAGGUUCUCGGACCUGAAGGCGCGGGGCGUGGCGAUCGGGUUCGACGCACGUGCGCACCCUGAGAGCGGCGGGAGCAGCAAGCGCUUCGCCCGCCUCGCCACCGCAGUGCUGAUUGGCCGCGGCGUUCCGGUGUACCUCUUCAGUGACAUCACUCCCACCCCAUUUGUGCCCUUCACAGUGUCCCACCUGAAGCUCUGUGCUGGGAUCAUGGUGACGGCGUCUCACAACCCGAAACAGGACAACGGCUACAAGGUGUACUGGGACAAUGGCGCCCAGAUCAUCCCGCCUCAUGACACGGGCAUCGCCAGCGCCGUCGAGGAGAGCCUGGAGCCCUGGCCCCAGGCCUGGGAGGACCAGCUGGUCCGGGACAGCCCGCUGGUGAAGGACCCCCUCCAGGACAUCCAGCGGGAGUACUUCCUGGCCAUUCAGGACAUGUGCUUCCACAGGAGCAUCAACAAGAGUUCAGAGGUCAAGUUUGUGCACACGUCUGUCCACGGAGUGGGGCAUGCGUUCGUCCAGUCAGCGUUCCAGGCCUUUGAUCUGCGCCCCCCCUUCGCUGUCCCAGAGCAGAAGGAACCCGACCCCGAGUUCCCCACGGUCAAGUACCCCAACCCUGAGGAAGGAGAGGGGGUGCUGACGCUGUCCUUUGCUCUGGCGGAUAAAGAGGGGGCGACGGUGGUGCUGGCCAACGACCCCGACGCCGACCGGCUGGCCGUGGCGGAGAAACAGCAGAGCGGUCAGUGGCGGGUGUUCUCGGGGAACGAGCUGGGCGCUCUGCUGGGCUGGUGGCUGUUCCGCUGCUGGAGGCAGAAGUUUCCGGAACCUUCCAAGGUGAAGGACGUCUACAUGCUGGCCAGCACCGUGUCGUCCAAGAUCCUGCGCGCCAUCGCGCUCAAGCAGGGCUUCCACUUCGAGGAAACCCUGACUGGCUUUAAGUGGAUGGGGAACCGGGCCAAGCAGCUGCUGGACCAGGGCCGGACCGUGCUGUUUGCUUUCGAGGAGGCGAUAGGUUACAUGUGCUGUCCGGCGGUCCUGGACAAAGAUGGGGUCAGUGCUGCCGCCAUCGCAGCCGAGCUCACCUCCUACAUCAGCAAGCAGGGCAGCAGUCUGUCCCAGCAGCUCACCGCCAUCUACGAAGAGUACGGCUAUCACAUCACCAAGAACUCCUACUUCAUCUGCCACGACCAGGACACCAUCCGCGGCCUGUUCCAGCGGCUGCGUAACUUUGACGGGGAGAACACCUACCCCACACGGUGCGGCAGCUUCACCGUGUCCAGCGUGAGGGACCUCACCACCGGCUACGACAGCCAACAGCCAGACAAGAAGGCCGUGCUCCCCACCAGUAAGAGCAGUCAGAUGAUCACCUUCACCUUCUCAAACGGGGGCGUGGCCACCAUGAGGACCAGCGGCACCGAACCGAAGAUCAAGUAUUACACUGAGCUGUGCGCUGCACCUGGGAACAGUGACGUGAAGCGGCUGAAGAUGGAGCUGGAUGACUUGGUGGACGCCAUUGUGGAGCAUUUCUUUGAGCCGGAGAAGAACCACCUGGAGGGCAGGAAAGAGUGAGCGUGUGUGUGCGUGUGUGUGUGUGUGUGUGUGUGUGCGUGUGUGUGUGUGUGUGUGUGUGUGC